AUGGCGAAUCAAUUGUCUGAGUAUGAAAUUCAGCGAUUUCACAACAUAAAAAAGAACCACGAGUACAUGAAAAGUCUAGGUGAGUAUUUUAUAACUAAUAUUUCCUUGCCAAAGACAUUAGUGUUGAUGUUUCUUAAGCCCCGUUUACACCAAUAAACUGUUCAGUUUGAAACGUACAUCAUCUUUGAUGUAAAUGGAGCAUUUAUGAAUUAUCAUGAUUUUGGCAACUGCUAUGAUUGCCUGCUUGAAAAAAACAUUUGGCCCAAUUUAUGCAAUUUGGAACUUCCUGUCAAAACCUUUACGAACAGAAUACCUCGAGUGACUAUACUACUCUCUUGAACAAAAUAUCUCUCCCUGAAUAUCAUACUCUCUUGGAAAAUUGAUUUGAUUGAGCAGUUAAUCAGCCUUAAACAUCAGUAUCUACUUCCCCUUAGAAAGUCACUCCUUUCCUCAAUUUUGAAGAUGUAAAUUUCUGCCUUGAUGCAGCUUUUUUACUGAUUUAACUACCUCCCAACCUAAGAAUCUAACUAUUCAUUUUGCAUAUUUACGAGUCGCUCUUCGUUCUAAGGACUUCCUGUUCCUGUAGUUCCAGCUGGGCUCCAAGGUCGUCCUCGUAGAACGCCGGUAAAAAAGAGUAAAACACUAUAUUUCGGCCAAGAUGGGGAGAGUUCAAAUGAGAGUAGUGAUGACAGUGAUGAAGAUUGGGUUCCAGGGUCAGAAGAAGUCAUACGAAGAAAUAAAAUGAUAAAAAGGUUUAUCCCAGGUAAAUUUUUUCCUAUGUAAAUAUGUAAAUUAACCGGUUGAUUAUAACUGUAAAAUGUAGCGUUUUUGACGACUGGCUGUUGCUUGUGUCGGCGAAAAUCGCUAGGUGUGUCUGUUGCAGCAAUAGUGAUUUCUGGCGAUUUCUACCAAUUUCUGCCGAUCGCCGAUAUCUGACAUGUCAGAUAUUGACGAUUUUUGCUGGCGAUAAAAUUCGCCACCUUAGGCGAAUCUUAAAUCGCCAGGUGUGUCACCGGUCCAAGCAACCCUGGGAUUUCAUACAUUUGUAUCAGUGACCGGAGAAUUCUACAGCCACCCCGCAGAAUUUUGCAGCUAAAUUUUAGUGGCCUGGCAAUUUGUUCACACGUGGAGAAUUUUCACUCAUUUUUAACAGUAAUUUCGGCUUCUUCAUUUCUUAAUGAGAACCCUGGCAACUGGAGCAACAUAAUAAGUACAGGUUACUAUACUGAUUCACUUCAUUUAUCAGCACAUUCUUUUACUUCAAUUGAAUUAUUUAGUAAGGACUUAUACUUUUUUAAUCACUGCAGAUUUUCGACCAAAACCUCAAACAGUGCCUGUUCAACAAGGACAGAUGGAAAUAAAAGUGGUAAUGAUAGAGUUGUUGCUUAGACUGUUAAAGAUUUGCUCAAAAAAAGGCACUUCCGUCGCUUACUUAAGAGGACAAAUUUGCUCUAAAAACCGUGUCGUUUUUACAUCCAUCAAAGUAGAUUAAGUCCAGCACAUCACCGCACUGGCCGCAUUUGAGAUCUAAAAGAUUAAAAUAAAUUUUUAGAAAUUGUCUUCAAUGUGCAAAAAAUUCGACCGAGGACGCCGUCAUUUUUAUUCUUGUUUAGCAACGUGGCCACUAUGCAUGAUUUUAAAAAAAGUCUUGCUCCUCUUUCUUCAAUCUCUUGGUGAUCUAUUUGCACAAAAAGGAGGUACACAAAAGGCAUUCGGCGUGACGAUAAUGAUUUUUUGGCCAUAACCCGAGAGACAACUAUUUGUGAACUACGCAUCGUGUUUUUGUGCUGAACUACGCAUCGUCUAUUUUUUUGUCUUGGUUUUUUUUUAGGGAUUAAAUCAUUCUAUUUUUUUUUCUCUUGGUUUUGAAGAGACUUGUCUUAUCCCCCAUAAAAACGUUAAGCCUAGGCUGUUUAUAAUUAAUCAACUGACAAUAUUUCAGAGAAUGAGAGAAUGUUAACUUUGAAAAAAUAUUCCGAGAAGAUAGGUCAUCAUUUGCAGAGAAGAAAAUACUAGAACUUUCAAGACUUAAUUCUACUGUGCGAUUUGAAAUUUUACACUUCUCCGAGAAAUUUAGGCUCAAUUCCAAACGACGAAUACAAGAAAUACUUGCGAAUAGCGAGAUCCCUAUAUGAAAAGUCACAUGAAUUCGAUUACGUUAUACAACAAAAGAUAUGGUAUAUGUCGCGGGCAAAAUCCUGUUCAACAGAGAGUAAAUGUACGCACAACUCAAGUACUGUUCUCUAGUUUUGUCUACUUGUUUGAUUGAUUGUUUGUUUCUUUCAAAAUAACUACAGGUGGAAGACGAACAGAGUUGCCCCAAUGAAUUUGAGGAAUUAGCUAGGUUAGGGGAAGAGGUAGAUUCAAUCCCUGACGAAAGUACAGUGAUUUCUUUAAAGCAAGUUAAGGAAACGCUAAAGAAAAUCAAAAGAGCCCAGCCUCCUAAGAAGCGAAUACAGUAUGCAACACGAGGGAUGAGGCACUCGUACUGCGAGGCUGAAGUUCCAGACGAUGACCAUUAUAUCUGUAAGUUGAACUACAGUAUUUGGUCAGUUUUGCUGAUGGUUUAUAACUUGAAGUGAUUCCUCAGAAAAAAAACGUUAUCAAACAGUUUUUCUUAUCUUUCCUUAAAUGUCCCCUACCGUGGUCUGUUUCAAAAAAGAUAGGUCACCGUCCUUGUUUAAAAGAUAUGAUGACCAAAACGUACCCUAUUAAUGCCUACCUUUGCGGUAGCUAAAAGCAAGGGGUUUUAAAAUGACAUUUGGAAAAAACUUAAUAGGUAGAAAGUCCCGGGCACACGGAAAAAUUUGAUGUGUAAUUGUGCAAAAAUCACUUAAUUUGAACGACAUCGACUCAAAACGUUAAUCGAGUCGGUGCUCCAGUUCAAGGUUAUGAUUUGCAUCAUCGAGUAACGGACUUCGCGCACGCCUUCAGCUAUUUCUUUUCGUCGCUUUUUUUUUUUAAUUUUUUAUUUCUCUAAUUUAAAGGGGAUGAUACGAAAUCUAAAGUUAUACAUGAAAUGAAAAAUAUAGGUCACCGCGCUCGUUCAAGAGAUGAAGACCAACGUUCCUCUUUACCUCGUCAAUCGAUUGAAAAACAAUACCGUGUUCUCGGAAUGCGCGCGUGCUUAUUUGCAUGAUUACAUAAUUUUUAUGCGCAGUACAUGAUUCACAAUGCAAUACUGAGUAAUCACAUUGGCCCAGUUGUAAAGAGACCGGAUAAUCGCUAUCCGGCGGAUAGGUGAUUAUUAAACAUAUAGCGUUGUCCACCGCAUAGCGAUUUAUCCAUUGAAUAGCAUUAUUCAACUUUCGAUUAACCGAGGGCUUAGGUACAAAAUGCACUUCACACGACCGGCUUUGAAUUAAACUUAAAUAUAUGUUUCCGAAAAGAUUUUUACCUCUCCGUCGCCAUUGAGACAAAUUAGUCUUUGUGUCUUUCUGGGAAGACAAACGAUUUGAGCAAAAUGAUGUUUGGUUAAGAAGAAAGGUGAUACACAUUGUGAGCGUGUGGUGUUGACCCUUGUAAGAUUUGGGUCUCCUUUUCGUAACAUAUUCGAUAUUUAUUCUCAAAAAGAACUUUCCUAUGUGUUAACUCGAUUUUUUCACUCUAUUUAGUUUGCGAAGAAUGUCAAGACCUUCAUUAUGGUGACUGUCCAGUACAUGGGCCUUUGCAAAUCAUAGCUGACAGGAAUACAACAGAAAAUUCAAAUUUAUCGCCUGCAGUCUCCUCACUACCAGUUGUUCUUAAAAUAAAGAGUUCGUCAAUUCCUGGAGCCGGUUUAGGUGUUUUCAGUACUACUGAUAUUUCGAAGGGAGUACGAUUCGGUCCAUACAAAGGGAAGAAGAUAGGAUGGGAGAACAUAACUGAUGAGACGAACACGUGUUACAUGUGGGAGGUAAAGUGAUAUUCUUCUGAAUAUUUUAGCAAUUUUUUUCAUCUUUCGAUUGAUAAUCAGAUGUUAGAUAUCUGUUCAAAAGCGGAAAACAUGCAGAGUUAUAGAGCACUCUAAAGCUAAAGCCAAGAAUGGAUAGACGGAAAUAUUUGACAAAUAUUCAGCAAAGUUGAGGUAGCUAGUGGUGGAUAUUCAUCUCGCCGCUUCGCCGCUGGGUAAAUAUCCACCAAUAGCUACUGUCACUGAGAUAAAUAGUUGUUUCAGUGCAGACUAAAACAGAGAGAUAUUACAACACGAAAAGAUGAUUUAGCUCAUUUAUUCCUGGACCGAUUAGAACGUUUUGGGCGAGUUUUUCUCGUGUGCGAUUGGUCUUAACGCAUUACAUGGCCGAAUAUUCCAGCUAACACUGAGGGAUGUUCGAGGAUAUACCACAAGUGUUGUUUUUCCAAUUUUCAAUAUUUUAGUCCAUUGCAGAAAAUUCUACGUUUGAAAUAGACUUCCAAAUAAGACAGCGUUGUCUGGUUGUUGAAGAAGACGAAAAAAGGUAAUUUUUAGCGCACAAAAUCGUACCAGAGAACUCUGAAAAGUGAACAUCCCAUGCCGUAGACGGUAAGCAGUUCGCUAACAUUUUUCCCGCGAAUUUCAAAAUAUUUGAAGCAUAGUAAACAUAAUAGCCUCCAUUUGGCGCUAAAAUUAGCUCGUAUAGUUGUCCUUGGACAUAAUCUGUUCCUCGAAGCCCACGGUUUUCCUGGAGCUUCGCUCUUGGAAAACUGUUCGCAUAUCGGAACAGAUAAUGUCCGCGGACAAAUAUCCGUGCGUAAGGAAACGGAUUCUAUUAUAUUUUUGCAGAUUGUGAAAAGUGGUAAGUUUAGUCAUUUCGUGGAUGGACACGAAGAAAGUCAAAGCAACUGGAUGCGGUUUGUAAAUUGCUCUCGCUGCGAGGAUGAGCAGAAUAUAGUGGCUUUUCAGUUUAGAGGCGAGAUUUACUACCGUACUUACAAAUCAAUCAAUCCAGGUGAAGAACUGUUAGUGUGGUAUGGAGAGAGCUACGCCAGAGAUCUGGGGAUAUCGCUUGUUGAUGAUCCGGAUCGAGGCAGUAAAAAAAGUAUGUUAAAGAAAUGACUAUUUGAUUAGAAAAAAACAAUUACUACCAGUGCGAUUCCAAGAGUAAAUUUAUAGGGAGUUCCAAAAUUUACGUUUUCGCACAUGCACAUCGGAAAACUUUAGCCUCGAUAACGAAAUGGAAAGAAAGGAAAAGCUACGAUGGCCAGGCUUGGCAGCAUGCACAUAAAUUAUACACCUAAAUUUAUUUUGAUAUUUUUUUUCUAGGUGUUAUCGAUCCAUGUGAUGGUUGUGGAAAGAUGUUUACCUCCAUAAACUUUCUCCUUAGACACAAGAAAUAUUACUGUUCAACAAGAACAGACAUAAAAAUCUGGCAAUGUACUAUUUGUAAGAAGAAAUUUACGUCAUUGGAUCAUUUUAACAGCCAUAUAAGUUUUCACGCUAAUGAGCAGCAAAAUUCGUCUAAUACGUCAUUUCCUAAAAACAAGUACCUUUGGCCCGACGAAGGUAAAUGUUCACACAAGUGUACAGAAAGUGGAAAGUCGUUUACCCAGCCUGAUAGCCUGACCAGGCACCUCCGUACUCACAUGGGUGAAAAGCCAUAUCAGUGUACACAAUGUGGAAAGUCGUUUACCCGGCCUGGUAGCCUGACCAUGCACCUCCGUACUCACACGGGUGAAAAGCCAUAUCAGUGUACACAAUGUGGAAAGUCGUUUACCCAGCCUGGUAGCCUGACCAUGCACCUCCGUACUCACACGGGUGAAAAGCCAUAUCAGUGUACACAAUGUGGAAAGUCGUUUAACCACUCUGGUAGCCUGACCAUGCACCUCCGUACUCACACGGGUGAAAAGCCAUAUCAGUGUACACAAUGUGGAAAGUCGUUUAACCACUCUGGUAGCCUGACCAUACACCUCCGUACUCACACGGGUGAAAAGCCAUAUCAGUGUACACAAUGUGGAAAGUCGUUUAACCACUCUGGUAGCCUGACCAUGCACCUCCGUACUCACACGGGUGAAAAGCCAUAUCAGUGUACACAAUGUGGAAAGUCGUUUAACCAGCCUGGUAGCCUGACCAUGCACCUCCGUACUCACACGGGUGAAAAGCCAUAUCAGUGUACACAAUGUGGAAAGUCGUUUAACCACUCUGGUAGCCUGACCAUGCACCUCCGUACUCACACGGGUGAAAAGCCAUAUCAGUGUACACAAUGUGGAAAGUCGUUUACCCAGCCUGGUCACCUGACCAUGCACCUCCGUACUCACACGGGUGAAAAGCCAUAUCAGUGUACACAAUGUGGAAAGUCGUUUACCCAGCCUGGUAGCCUGACCAUGCACCUCCGUACGCACACGGGUGAAAAGCUAUAUAAGUGUACACGAUGA
Molecule: messenger RNA, 6330 nt
Organism: Pocillopora meandrina
Lineage: Eukaryota; Metazoa; Cnidaria; Anthozoa; Scleractinia; Pocilloporidae
Source: the annotation of a GenBank genome assembly